AAUUGCUGAUCCUUACUGAGUUUCUCUACUCUGUGACAGGAUGGGCUUGGGGGGGAGGAAGAUGGUCCAAGCCUGAGUCUCCAAGCCACAAAGCACCCCAACAUGGCCUCCCAAGAAGCGGAUACUGCAGGGCUGGAGACGGGAGGAGGUGGUAUUCCAGGCAGCCAGGUGGCAUCUGAUGGGGUGAAUAUUUCUGUUUACCGGACCUUGAAGGAAUUACAACAUUACCAAGAAGGAACAUUACAAGCCCUUGGGGCCAUCCAGAUCCUGAAUGGAGCGAUGAUUCUGGCUCUGGGCAUCUGGCUGGCGUCGUUACAGUAUCUGUCUCACCUCUUCAGGCAUUUCUUCUUCUUCACCUUUUACACAGGCUACCCGCUGUGGGGCCCUGUGUUUUUUAUUGGUUCAGGAUCCUUGUCUGUUGCAGCAGGGAGAAACCCUACAAGAAUGCUGAUGCAAAACAGUUUUGGGAUGAAUAUUGCAAGUGCUACAAUUGCCUUGGUUGGGACUGCUUUCCUGUCAGUACAUUUAGCACUGAAUAGCCAGUCUUUCAAGGUUUGUCAGUCUUCGCAGUCUCCAGACUUAUGCAUCUACGUGGGUUCCACCUCAAAUGGCCUGGUGUCUCUGAUGCUGAUCCUGACUUUGCUGGAACUGGGCAUUACUAUCUCGAUGUCAGUCAUGUGGUGCCAAGGGAGCUUCUGUGAUUCGAGAGAGGAAAUUUACUCACCCCCGCAUCCCGUGGAUUCAGAAAUACCUCCUGAUGAAAGUAAUGCUGAGGACGUGAACACUCAGCCUCCAGUCUCCAAUGACCCAGAACCUCAUCCUAGCACUCAAGAGGACAUGAGCUGAUAAAACCCAGCCCUUGAUCAUGGCCCUACUCAUGAGAAGCCUGAGCCUUGGCUCAAUCACUCCUUUCGGCCCUGACUAUAAGUCAAUUCCAUGUACGUGUUCUGAACGUAGAUGAAUAAAGAUUUCUCCUUCGACAU
Dipodomys ordii (Ord's kangaroo rat) is the source of this 983-nucleotide messenger RNA. It is a transcript of the gene Ms4a3, whose product is annotated as membrane-spanning 4-domains, subfamily A, member 3 (hematopoietic cell-specific). The record is from RefSeq and is a predicted model, not a curated record. Gene Ontology annotation, cellular component: membrane. NCBI's taxonomy places the organism in Eukaryota, Metazoa, Chordata, Mammalia, Rodentia, Heteromyidae. The transcript has 7 exons. Bases 103 to 846 code for a protein of 247 amino acids.